UGAAUUUUUUGUGGGUUUCGAGUGUUUGUCGCCAAGUUUCUUUUGUCAAUUUAUAGGUUUUAAGUGAUGCUCUUUACGAUGGAAUAGUCAAAAUCUGGAUGCCUUAAGUUCCCCAUAAAGUGAACUUGUUACGGUGCGAGUAGCUUAAAAAAGUCGCGGUAGGAUCGCGUUCGCUGUAAGACUCGCGAAAUAAGACGCAAUUUUGAGCGAUCACUGUUUUUUUCGCGCUAAUACAAAAAUCAAUGACUCUCAAGUAUUUGCUAUAGUUACUAUUUAUUCACGUUUUCCGUCUGAUAUCAGUAAAUGAGCCACGCUACUUUUACCGCGAACGCAGACGAAUGGUGUACGCGCGACCCCACUACGCAAGACUAUAUUAGUCAUGUCGUAAGCUAUUAUUAAGAUGUAAUAAGAUUUCGAAAAUUUCUCGAAAAAUCAGUAAGAGUUAUAUACCAGGCGCGUAAGCAAAAGGAAAAGGUGAAUAGGAUUUGCACGGGAGACGCGCAGCGGUGUUGUAUCAUGUCGCGAUCGUAAGAGAAAAAUACGCUCUCGACGUGACAGUUUUUUCUUACAGCGACUGCGCUUGGAUCGCAAAGUCACACAACGAUCGCUAAAAGGUCGCUAUUGUUGAGUCACGAUGGCAGAUUACACCUUUUUUGUAAAAUAAGAGUUGGUCGCGACAAUAGCGGCUUCUUAGCGAUCGCGUCGCGAAUCAAGCAAGAAAGUGGACUUGGGGUGCCAUUUUCAUGCCGUCAUCUAUUACCAAAACGAUGCAAUUCAUAGAAAGAAAUGUAUUGUGUACAACUUGAACUCUUUUGACAUAAGAAUAAUAAUUUUUCUAUGUCAAGGCUUUGAGAAAAUCUGCAAAAUAAAGUACUAUCCUCAUUGGAGAGAUAUCUGUUUGAUCUAUUGCAUUUUACAAAGCAACAACAGGUAAGUGUAUAAGAACCAACACACAGCUAGAUACUCCGAAAAAUUCUGCACUUAAGCCCUAAAAGCAACUUUUCGUAGGGGGUUGAACUGGGUAAAAGUUAGAUUUCAAUUUUUUCUGAUUUUGUAGAUGCACCGUUGAGAUUUUCGUGGAUUCCAGUAUUUUAACUAUUCCAAAAGAACGGUGCAUACUUAUCUUUAAAGCAAUACAUGAAUAAAAUUUAAACAUAAUUCUCUACCUUUUAAAACCAAAAUGACAUUCUUACAUUCAGCACAACGUACGAAAGUAGGUUCAGAAAGUGGACAUUUAUGAUAGGGCACCCGUUAACUUUCCGACUUUUGAAGAUGAAGUUUUUCUUUGACCAUCCGGUUUCUUUUUUCCUCUUUUUAGGAAUAUCAACAUCAGCUGGAAUCAAUGAUUUUAGAGGACCAAAUGGAGUUUGGACAGCCAGAGCGAAAGGAAUAGCUCCUCCUGUUUCAACCGUUCGAAACCCAGAACCAACCCUGACACAUAUGGCUUUCGUUGAAUUAAUGAAAGUUGGCUAUUUGAAGUUUCUGGUUUCACAAAACUGUGAUGGUCUUCAUUUGAAAAGUGGAAUAACAACAGAUAAAAUAGCUGAAUUACAUGGAAAUUGUUAUUGUGAGGCUUGUGCCAAAUGCGGUAGAGUAUAUUAUCGAGAAAAACGUGUUCCCUAUUAUGAACAUCACACAUGGCUAACUGGAAAUAAAUGUGAAACGACUGGCUGUAACGGGCGUCUGAGAUGUACAACGGUUGCAUUUACACAGUCAAUGCCAGAUAUUUGUCUUGAUUUAGCAAUAAAACAAUCAAAUAUGUGUGACUUAAGCCUCUGUAUGGGUACAUCAAUGAGAGUCGCACCGGCAUGUAAACUGCCAACAAUGGGCUUGAAAUCUGGUGGUACAAUGGUUAUUGUUAAUCUUCAGAAAACUCCGUACGACGAUCAUUGUGCAUUGAGAAUCUAUGCUCGAUGUGAUGAAGUAUUGGCAAUGGUUAUGAAAGAAUUAAAUGUAGAAAUACCUCCCUAUAAAGAUUUAAAACUGGCGUCGGAUAGCAAUUGGAUGAAAGAAUUUGAAAAGAAUUGGCCAUUUAGAAGAACCACAACAAAAGUACCAACACCACUUACAAGAAUGGCUUUAAGAAAAAUGAAAGGUAGUAAACGACCUCAUACCGAUACAACAAAAUUAAACAAAGAAAAUUUAAAAUUAUAUGAAACGAGACGUCAAUUAGAAAUAAAAUCAAAAAAAUGGAUAUAA
This is a messenger RNA of Didymodactylos carnosus, 2199 nucleotides long. The record is from the annotation of a GenBank genome assembly. NCBI's taxonomy places the organism in Eukaryota, Metazoa, Rotifera, Eurotatoria, Philodinida, Philodinidae.